AUGGCCAAGAGGAAGGCGCCAGAGCCAUCCCUUGAAGUCAGCGAGACCCCUUCGAAGCGCCGGCGGAGAACAAGCACCAAAUCAACCACUGCAGGAGGAGUACACAAUGAUAAUGACGAGUACGACGCCAUAGGGUCGACGAAAGAUGAUACGCCGAAGAAGCCACAGACUCCAUCCAAGGUCAAGAGAAAUCGCGCUGCAGAUGCGCUUCAAGAGGAAGAGGAGCAGGCAGAUGGAAGCAGUCCCACGCCCAGAGCGAAUGGUCGGACACUGUUUUCGACUCCAAGGAGAACCAAACCCACAGUCGCUACAAACACGCCGUCCCAGUCGACACCUUCCAGGUCCAAGGCAGAUCGAUCAGCAAAGAGGAAAAGUGCACGAGCCUUGGCCGAAACGCAGGUGGAGGACGACUGGGAUGGGGAGUUUGCUCUGGCAAGGGAAAUUCUCGGCGCUGACGAUGAGGAGGGACAAGAUGAGGUGGAUGUGUAUGCUGAUGCCGACGGGGCCAUAAAUGGAGAAGAAGACACUAUCGAGCAGACCGUUAACAAGGCAGAUGAAGCUGCCACCACCACACCGAUCAAGACACCUGGAAAGCGCGGACGGCCCAAAGGCGCAAAGAACAAAAGAUCUCCCACACCAGAAGGCGACAUUGCUCCUGAGGAGCGGUAUUUCUUCCAGAACCGCGCUGGUCCACCACAGAUCUCCAACAAUAGAUUCUCCUUGGUCAAGCUGCUCAAUCACGACGAAUAUUUCGAGCAGAUCCAGCGACACACAGACAGACAUGAGCGGGACAGGGCGCAGUUGAUGAAACUCCACGCUCGUUCCUUCGCGCAAUGGUCGUUCGAGCUUGACCAAGGCUUCGGCUUGUGUCUGUACGGUUAUGGGAGUAAGAGAGGACUUACGAACAAAUUCGCGGAGUGGCUGUACAAGCAGCCGCAGCGAGGAGUAAAUCAUGAUGACACUGCGGUAUCGUCUUCUCCUUGUUCUCCACGCAUCAUUGUGGUCAAUGGAUACACGCCAAAAUUGAAUGUGCGAGGGAUCCUGAACACGAUCGCUGCGGCAGUUAGCAACGCCCCGGACACCGACGAAGACUACAAUGGGGAAAGAGACGACGACGAGGGAACCCUCCAACCCCUCCAGAACCGUCACAAGCGUCUACGUCUAGUUGGCCAGCCUCACGAAAUGCUUGAUGCUUUACUCUCACUUCUCACCCAUUACCGUCCGGCCAGCUCGGGCGGAAGCAGCGGUGACAGGAGAGGCCAUGGUGAACUAGAAAUAGUCCUUCUCAUUAACUCAAUCGACGCACCACCGCUCCGGCGCCCAACUACCCAGUCCCUGCUGGCCCGCCUCGCAGCACAUCCUCAAAUCAAGUUCAUCGCGACCGCAGAUACGCCGACAUUCCCGAGCCUCUGGAACUCGACCUUACUCGACCGAUUCCGAUUCGUGUUCCACGAUUGUACAACGUUCGCUCCGUAUACUGCCGAAAUCAGUGUCGUGGACGAAGUGCAUGAGCUUCUGGGCCGUAAGCGAUUGCGUUCCGGCGGGAAGGAGGGGAUCGGGUUCGUACUGAAAUCAUUACCGGAGAACGCGAGGAACUUGUAUCGGUUGCUGAUCUGUGAGAUUUUGGGUAUGUUAUCUGACGAGAACGGAUUUACCACGACCGGGACUGGGGAUGUGGUGAACCAACAUGACGGUGAUCACUACGACGAUUAUGACCACGACGAGAAUACACCAGGACUGCGCAAUCCGCCAUUCUCGAAACACGCUGCCACCAAGCCCGAAACGGCCGAGCAAGUCGGCGUCGAGUACAGGACACUCUAUCAAAAGGCGUCGGAAGAGUUCAUCUGUUCGAGCAGCAUGAACUUUCAGUUUCUACUGAAGGAAUUCCACGAUCAUCAAAUGAUCACGAGUCGACGGGACGCCAGUGGGACGGAGGUGUUGAGCAUUCCACUUGACAGGGGUGAAAUGGAGGCUGUCCUGGAAGAACUAGUCAUUUAG
Molecule: messenger RNA, 1998 nt
Organism: Capronia epimyces CBS 606.96
Lineage: Eukaryota; Fungi; Ascomycota; Eurotiomycetes; Chaetothyriales; Herpotrichiellaceae
Exons: 1
Coding region: 1-1998 (665 amino acids)
Biological process (GO): DNA replication
Cellular component (GO): nucleus; nuclear origin of replication recognition complex
Molecular function (GO): DNA replication origin binding
Source: RefSeq, a predicted model, not a curated record